AUGGUGGUACGUAGCGAGGCUAUGGAGGUAGAUGGCUACUUGGAGGAGACACAGGGUGGGCGUUUACUCACUGCUGCUCAGGAUGUUGAGGGUCCAGGGGGGUGGGAGGAAGAGGUGGGAGAGCCAGCAGGAGAAGCAGCAGGAGAGGCAGCAGGAGUGGCAGCAGGAGAGCAAGCAGGGGUGGCUUUUGAGUCGACUCAAGAAGCACAUGGUGGGCAUUUAUUGGCCGGCCGAGUGGAGAGUGGGUGGGGUGCGGAGACAGAGUUGAGAGUGGAAGCAGCAGAGCCAGCAGUGGAGGCUACUUCGGACCAGCUUUCUCCUGACGAUGCUGCAGUUCCGCUUGCCACGCCUGUGUAUGGUUCCAUGGAGGCCGGGCGGUGGGAGGAGAGGAGUGGAGAUGCACAGGCAUGGCGGGAGCAGGAGUGUGGGAGAGAGGAGGGAGUUGAGAGUGAGGAUGGAGGCGAGGAUGGUGAUAGUGACGAGGGCUCUGUUGUAGUGGCGGAUGUUGUGGAAUGGGAGAGUGGUGAAGAGGAAGGUUUGGAGUGUACAGGUAGGGAGGAUGUUUUUGAGGAGGAAGAGGAGGAGGAAGCGGAGGAAGAAGAGAAUAAAGCGGAGGAGGCAGAGACAGUCCGAGCAGGCGGUUGGGGUGUGGAUGUGGGGAUGGGGGAGGUAGUGGAAGAUGAGGAAGAUCAGGAUGAGGAGGAAGAGGGGGAGGUAGAGGAGUUGGAGAAGGAAGAGGGGGAGGAUGAGGGUUGUAGGUUGGACGAACAGGUUAAGGUUGGGGAGGAGGAGGAGGAGGAGGAGGAGAGAGUGGGGGCAGAUUAUUGGGAUGAGGUGGUGGAAAUGGAGGAGGAAGAAGAGGAAGAAGAGGAGGAGGAGGAGGAGGAGGCCUUUAGCCCGGCCACUGUAAUAGCUGAAGAGGCAGCUGCUGUCACGACUGAUGAGGCGGUUACCGCCACAGGUGAUGAUUUGGUUACCGUAACAGGUGAUGAUUCAGUUACCGUAACGGCCAAUAAGCUGGUCGUUGACUUGUCUGAUGAUGAUGAUGAUGACGGCACGAUAGAGGAACCCCAAGCAGAGAGCUUGGAGGAUGGGGGCACGGGGGGGGAUCCGAGCACAAGCAAGGGGAGUGAAGCCAAGAGCAAGAGCGGCGGAAUGAGGAGUAAGAGCAGCGGGAGUCUGUUUCGCGGGCUGAGGAGCAGAAGCAAGCUGCUACUAGGAGGAAGCAAGGCAGGGGCUCGGCAUGGGGAGACGGGCAGUCAGGAGGGGCAAUUUGGGUCCACAGGGGCAGGGGCUGAUUUGCUGGUGCAGCAGCAGGAUGAUAGAGGUACCCCUGAUGGUGUUGUGGGCGAUUCCUCUUCCUUAGCUUCUCCUCUCGCGCUUCCGACUGCGCUCUCUGUCAAUACCGCCGCCAGCAGCAACGCCAUGAGCAGCAGCAAGAGUAGCGGUAUGGCAGGGCUGCGAGCACGCUCCUUUGCUGCAGUGGGAAACGUCAGAAGCGGUAUCUCCUCAGCAGCGAUAAAAGCAGCGGCUGGGAUCAGCUCAGGAGCACGUAACGUCUCUGCGGUUACCAGCCUCCCUGGCGCUGCUGCUAGGAACGUGGCUGCUGCAGCAGGGGAGGUGGGGCAGGGGGCGAGAAGCCUUGCUGCAGUGGCAGCACGGGGGGUGGCUACUGGUGCCGCUACUGUUGCAGGGGGGAUAAAGGGAGGGGCUAGGAAUGUGGCAGGGGGGAUUAAGGGGGGAGUGAGGACGGUGGCUGGAGGGGUGAGAGAUGGGGCGUUGACGGUAGCAGGAGGGGUGAAAGGAGGGGCUAUGACUGUUGCAGGAGGGGUGAGAGAUGGGGCUUUGACGGUGGCAGGGGGUGUGAAAGAGGGAGCCUUGACAGUGGCAGGGGGAGUGAAAGGAGGGGCUUUAACAGUAGCAGAGGGGGUGAAAGAAGGGGCUUUAACAGUAGCAGGGGGAGUGAGCGGGGGUGCGCUGACAGUGGCUGGCGGGGCACAGAGCGUGGCAUUUGCAGCAGCGGGAGGAAUCAAGGAAGGCGCUAGGAGCAUGGCAGGCACUGCAGCAGCAGCAGCAGCGGUGGCCGCAGGGGGGAUCAAAGAGGUGGCAUCUGAGAUCAAGCAUUUGGCAGAAGAGGUUGCAGCUGGGCAGGCUGGGGCAGGCUCUGGCAGGAUGCAACGCGUGCAUAAUGUUGCGGAUAGAGAGGACAGAGAGGAUAGAGAGGAUAGAGAGGAUAGAGAGGAUAGGGAGGGUGGGGAGGGUGUUGAGAGGGGGUUGUUGCAGAGUAGUGGCUUGGGUAAGUGCAGGAGCAGAGAUGGGGCCACGAGCGCCAUGCGAACCAGCCCUGGUUCCUUUACAGGCAGAUCCGUUACAAGGAGUAAGACCCACGACAGCCGAAUCAUCAGUAACAGCAGCUCCUCCAGCCCAAUGGUGCCUGCCAGCCUUGGUAGGAGCAGGAGUGGGAAGGAGAGAGAUGCUCCCGGCAACUUCACAGAAGGUUCCUUCGAUGCAGACUCCUUCCUGGAAGGUUCCUUCGAUUCUGACUCCCUGCCUAGGUGGUCCUUCGAUGCAGCUUCCUUUCACUCCAGCCCAGCCCAUACAGACCCUUUCAAUCCGGAUUUUUUCGCUAUAGAUUACUCAGGCGACCUUGGCACUAGCAGUACUAGUACCAAAUCACUCCCUAGAGGGGAUACUACCAGCAGGGGAGAGGCACUUCCGCGUAAGGAGUCUAGAGGCAACCUGUUGACUAGAAAGGGCGGCAGUGCUAGGAUGGCUAGAAGCGAAACUGCCUCUCCUGCUCUGGCUGCUCUGGCUGCACCGGAUCAAUUAUCCUCCUUAUCCUCCACUGUAAAGCCGAAUACGCUCGCUCGGAGUGCCACUGCAGUAGUAGCCACCAGCUCUGGUCGUGGACCUGAGUCGGGUUCUGUUUUUGCCUCUCAACCGCACUCAACCGCUUGGUCUGUUGCUCAAGAGGACUGCACCGCAGCAGCAGUUGGCCCACUGCCCAGCAGCAAGACCACCGGAGGAGUGAGCAGCAACAGCGAUGCCGGGGGAAGAGGAAGUCUGAGUUUUUGGGGCAGUGCGAGCUUCCAGCAUGCCCCCAAGGGGCAUUCCGGAGAUUUGUCCGAGGAAAUCCCGUUCCUCAGGGUGACUAGCCUCACCACUCUUUCCCCUGAAGAUGCACUGCUGGCGUUGUGGGAGGAGGAGGGGGAGUGUGAGGAAGGAGGGGAGGGUAAGAGAGGGAUAAGAAGCUCCCACUCCCGCCGUUUCCAUGCCUCCGGUCUUGCCAUUGCCGGAGCUGCUGCCGCAGCUGCGGCAGGGGUUCGGUCCGGAGCUAAGAAUGUAGCUUCGGGAGCGAUGAACGUGAGGGAGGGGAUCAAGGGAAGGGCAAGGAACGUUGCAUCGGGAAUAGGAUCGAGAGUGGAGAGUAUCGCUGGUUUGCCUGGUGGGUCGAGUGUGGGUGGUGGUAUUGCGUUGCGGGGUGGGAGUGUGGGCAGCAGCUGCUGCAGGCAGGCCCCUAGGACCGAGACGUUUGGGCACAACGCGUCGUUCGUUGAUAGGUUUGUUGCUGGGUUGGAGGAGAGCGGGGUGGGUGUGGAGGGAGAGAGCGGACGGGAUUUCGGGGGGGAGGAUUGGGAGGUUGGAAGCGGUGAUGACGGAUGGGGAGGGAUGGAGGAGGGAGUUGGAGAGGAGGAUGAGGAGUGGGAGUUGGCGGAGGAGGGUGAAGAAGGGAAGAGGGAGGGUGAGGGGUUAGAGGAGGAAGAAGGAUGGUCGGAAGGGUUGGAGGGGGAGGGUGUGUUUAAGAUCUCUCAGAAACACCAGGGGCAGCACCAGAGGCAGCACAGGGGACGAAUCUCACGUGCAUUUUCCAGCAGUGCUGUUUCGGUGCUUGCCCUUCCUGGCAGCAGUAUGGGUGAGGAGGAGGUUAGUGCAGCCGGCAGUGCAGCCAUGCGACGCUCAGUGAGCAGCAGCAGCGGUAACGCAGUAACCAUCUGUGUUGUCGUAACCAGCGAAAACGCGGUAACUGAUAGUGCUGCUGUAGUAACCAGCGCUGUUGCUUUGACCAGCAAAGAAGCGGAAGGGCAGCACAGCCGGCGGGCUUUGCCGGCCUACCAGGUGCCCCUGUCGCUGCGCAUCAGAGCAGCCUUGGAGCAACGCACCCUGGUGGACGGGGGUGAGGGAGUGCUGGCAAUGGCAUUGCACACGUCUACAUCCGUGGGUGGCGAAUCUAGGCUUGUUGCCAGGUCAGCCUCCUUUACAGGGAGAGCAGCAUGGUCAGAGAGUCCAGCUGGCAGUGCCACGUCAGCAUCGCUGGAUAGUGUUCCGGAUUCCCGUUCCCCGCAGCAGCAGAGUCAGCGGAUGCUGCAAAGGGCUAAGUCCGAGGGCAGGAAUGCUGCUGCUGGUUUGGCUUCAUCCUCCUUAUUGCAUGCUUCACGGUUGCGUUUUGCAUCCCAAACCGGUCGCAGUGGUUCAAGGAAGCGACUGCAAGAAAUGUUUCAAGAGCAGCAGCAACAACAACAACAGCAACAGCAGGAGCAGCAGCAGCAGCAGCAGCAGCAGCAGACGCAGCAAAGGAAGCUAUCAAGUCGUGGGUUGGGCAGGAGAGGGCUGUAUCUGAGGCAAUGGGCCUCAGCGGGAUGCCCCUCUCCCUUAGACGCUGCUGCAGAUGCUGCUCUUGCUGCUGCCUCAGGUGUCCGCUCAGGUGCCUCCUCAGGUGACUACUUUUUCGCAGGUGCCGUCUCAGGUGUCGUUUCAGGUGCAUCAGCAUUCUCCUCUCCCCUGCGCUCCUCAUUCACUGCACAGCCACGUGGCAGCUCUCCAGCAGCCUAUCUUCCACGUGGCAGCCUCUCAAUGGUGCACCGUUUCGUCUUUAUAGAUCCCCCAGCCAGUAGCAUUCGCCCUGCUGCCACCAUUGCCAGCAGCAGCAACACCCAUUAUCCUCGUAACCCUAGUAGCCUAAGUAACUCCAGUAACUCUAUUUACCCCAGUAACUUCAGUAACCCUAGCCCGAAUAACCUUAACUACUUGAAGCGGGUUGGCAGCGCCACUCGUGGCCGAUUCUCUAGCAGAAGCAACUCAAGUCAGUUCCGUGAGAACAAGCCUUCCCAGCUCCUCCGAAAGAGCAAGAGCAGCAGCAGCAGCAGCAGUGACUGGAGGCAUGAUGUUAGCUCACUCGAGAAGCAGCAGAUCACCACGAGCGAAGCUCCUUCUCUCCACCGCUCAAAGUCCUCUGGAGCGUCACUGGACAGUGCCAGCAACAGGGGGGGUUCGGUGUCCCUUCAGCAGAUGGACCUGAUGCAGGGGAAGGAGCAGACGGAGCAGCAGGAGCAGACGGAGCUGCAGGAGCAGACGGAGCAGCAGGAGCAGACGGAGCAGCAGGAGCAGACGGAGCAGCAGGGGCAGGAGCAGCAGGAGCAGGUGGAACAGACGCAGCCAAUGAAGCCAAAACUGCAAAAACUCAGCUCCCGCUCCAACCGUGACUUGAUGGUUCUGCAAAAGGAGCAGGAGCUGGAGCAGCAGGAGCAGCAGGAGCAGCAGGAGCAGCAAGAACAGAAGGAGCAGACGCAGCGGGAGCAGCAGUCACAGCCAAUGAAGCCGAAACUGCAGAAGCUCAGCUCCCGCACCAACCGUGACUCAACGGUCUUGCCUCACUGCUCCCCUCCCUCCUCUUCCCUCCCUGCCAACCCCUCCUCUUCCUCCCUCUCCUCUCUCCCCUCAUCUCUCCCAACCUCACAUCGACACGCAGUUGAUCUCACCACCUCCUUCCCUCAGUUUAAACGAGAAAUCGCCAGGAUCCGCUGCCUGGCGUCCCUCAAAUCCGCUGUUUCUUCUGCUAGCGCUGCUUCCUCUGCUGCCGCUGCUACCUCUGGUGCUUCUGCGUCUCUCAGUGGUAGAAGUAAGCACCCCAGGGAGCGGUGGCAGGAGUGGGCGGAGAAAGUGCCGGGAAAGAAGUUCCUGUCACAACAGCAGAACGAGCAGCAGGAGGAGGAGGAGGAAAACAAGGAGGAGGAGGAGGAGGAGGAGGAGCCGCGGAGUUGCGAUGAGAAUCAAACGGAUCAGCAGCAAGAUCAGCAGCAGGUGCAGCCGGGGUCUCAACAGGAGCCACCCAGAUCUCCCUCCUCGCUUCCCCUCGCCAUGUACCCCUUCAGAUGCCUCAGGGAGCAGAACGGUGCUGCUGCUGGCGGCGUGGAGGUGGUUGGGGGCAGUGCAGACCAGGGUGAUGAGGUGGAUGGGCGUGGUGCUGUGGGGUUGAAUCCGGUGCUGAUGCCGGCCAAACCACCGCGCAUGCUCUCCCGGCUAAAUGCCACCCGACGCCGCCCGUCUGAAGACAACAGCUUCGACAGCAAGAGUGUGGGAAGUAAAGGAGGGGAGGAGGAGGAGGAGGAGGGUGACAGGACGAGUGAUCAAGGCGGCACGGAGGGUGAGGGAGAUGAGGAGGAGGAGGGGGAGGAAGAAGGGAAGAAGGCAGGUGAGGUUCUCUCACCAAGGGAAGAGGCCAUGAUGCUGCUGUGGGUGAUUCCCGGUUUAGGGGGCGAGGAGGAGGAGGAGAGGAGGAAGGUGAGAAUACGUCAGGCCUUGGCAGCAGCAGCAGGCGGGAUCGCCAGUGGGGCUUUAACUGUGGCAGGGGGGAUCAAGGGUGGGGCGAUGAAUGUUAGGGAGGGGAUUAAAGAAGGGGCGUUGAAUGUAAAGGAGGGGAUUAAGGGAGGGGCGAUGAAUGUUAAAGAGGGGAUUAAAGAAAAGGCGAUGAAUGUGAAGGAGGGGAUCAGGGGAGGGGCAAGGAACGUUGCAUCCGUAGCAGUGGCAGCGGCAGCAGCAGCAGCGUCGGGAAUAGCGCAUGCACCUGCCGAAGAGACAGUGCUUGUUCCCAUGGGCAGUGAGGAGGGGAGAGUGGUGAGAAGCAAGAGUGCGGAGCACAAGGGAAUGAGGGAGGUUGGAUUGGCUCCAGGGGUGGGGGCAAGGGAGGCUGGGGGUUCUCGUUCUGGUGACAUGGGGAGGUCUUAUUCAGGGGAGGAGGGAGCUAACCCUGGGCCUGGGGCGCUUCAAAGCCUGGGGAGGUCUUAUCUGGGGGAGGUGGAGAUUGGUGCUGUUGGGUUCGCAAAGGUGGUACGGAGAUACGACGAUGAUGAUGAGGAGGAGGAUGAGAGUGAGAGUGUCACUAACGAGGAUGACAAUAACAAGGAUGGCAAUAACGAGGAUGGCAAUAACGAGGCCUUCUGGUGGGGGGAUUACGAGGAAGAGGAGCAGCUGAUGCUUGAUGAUUCAGAUGAAGAUUCAGGUGACACUUCAGGUGAAUGUUCACGGAACCCAGUUGUGCUUGGUGGUUUGGAGGAAGGCGAGGUUAUUGGUGGACGUGUGGUAAAGGGAGGGGCAUUAGAAUUGGGAAACGGGUGGGAUGAGGGAGGAGGAUUGGGAGAGGGAGGAGGAUCAGGAGAGGGAGGAGAAUCGGAUGAGGGAGAGGGGUUAGGGAAGGGGCUGGAAGGGGGAGGAGGACAGGGAAGGGUAGUUGCUGGAUGGGGUGCUCUGAAGAAGCUUGACAGUAGGCGGCGCGAUCGACGGUCGAGAUCAUCGUUUGGUUCUGAUCUUCCGUCAGUGGAUGAAGAGGAGAUGGAUGUGGAAGGGGGUUUGAGUGAGGAGGGGAAAGAGAGGGAGGAGGGGAGAGGGAGGGAGGAAAGAGAGGAGGAGGGGAGAGGGGGGGAGGGGAGAGAGGAGGAGGAGGGGAGAGACGAGGGGGAGGAGAGUGAAGGGGAGGAGAGGAGAGUGGUGGAUUGGGGGAUAGAUGGAGAAGAGGGGAGCGAGGCCGAGGAAGAAAGAGAGGCGGAGGAGAAAACAGGGAUGAAGGAAGGAUUUCUGGAGGAGAUGGAGAGUGAAGGGGAGAAGGAGGAGGCUAGGAGUGAAAGGGAGGAGGAUGAGGUUAAGAGUGAAAGGGAGGAGGAGGAGGUUAGGAGUGAAAGGGAGGAGGAGGAGGUUAGGAGUGAAAGGGAGGAGGAGGAGGUUAGGAGUGAAGGGGAGGAGGAUGAGGUUAGGAGUGAAGGGGAGGAGGAUGAGGUUAGGAGUGAAGGGGAGGAGGAGGAGGUUAGGAGUGAAGGGGAGGAGGAUGAGGUUAGGAGUGAAGGGGAGGAGGAGGAGGUUAGGAGUGAAGGGGAGGAGGAUGAGGUUAGGAGUGAAGGGGAGGAGGAGGAGGUUAGGAGUGAAGGGGAGGAGGAUGAGGUUAGGAGUGAAGGGGAGGAGGAUGAGGUUAGGAGUGAAAGGGAGGAGCAGCAGAGUGAGGCGGGGGAGGGAAGCUGCUUUGGGGAUGCAGGAAUGGGGCAGGACGCGAGAGAGGCAGAGGAGGGUGGAGAGGUGGAAAGGGGGAGAGAAGUGGAAGGGGAAAGCGAGGAGGAGGGAGGAGGAGAGGCUGAGGCGAAAACGGGAAUGAAGGAAGGAGAGUUUGAGGAGAUGGGGAGUGAAAGGGAGGAGGAGGAGACUAGGAGUGAAGCGGAGGAGGAGGAGACUAGGAGUGAAAGGGAGGAGGAGACUAGGAGUGAAAGGGAGGAGGAGGAGACUAGGAGUGAAAGGGAGGAGGAGGAGGAGAUUAGGAGUGAAAGGGAGGAGGAGGAGACUAGGAGUGAAAGGGAGGAGGAGGAGAUUAGGAGUGAAGGGGAGGAGGAGGAGAGAGAGGCGGAGGAGGGAAGCUGCGUUGGGGAGGUGGGAGUGGUGCAGGAAAUGAGAGAGGCAGAGGAGGGUACAAAGGUGGAUGAGGAGAGAGCGGUGGAAGGGGAAAGCGAGGAGGAGGGAGGAGGAGAGGCUGAGGCGAAAAUAGGGACGAAGAAAGGAGAGGAGGAGGAGAUGGGGAGUGAAGCGGAGGAGGAGGAGACUAGGAUUGAGGCGGGGGAGGGAAGCUGCAUUGGGGAGGUGGGAAUGGUGCAGGAAGCCAGAGAGGUAGAGGAGGUUGCAAAGGUGGAUGAGAAAAGAGAGGUGGAAGGGGAAAGCGAGGUGGAAGGGGAAAGAGAGGUGGAAGGGGAAAGGGAGGUGGAGGAACGAGAGGUGGAAGGGGAAAGAGAGGUGGAGAAACGAGAGGUGGAAGGGGAAAGAGAGGUGGAGGAACGAGAGGUGGAAGGGGAAAGGAAGGUGGAGGAACGAGAGGUGGAAGGGGAAAGAGAGGUGGAGAAACGAGAGGUGGAAGGGGAAAGAGAGGUGGAGGAACGAGAGGUGGAAGGGGAAAGGGAGGUGGAGGAACGAGAGGUGGAAGGGGAAAGGGAGGUGGAGGAACAAGGAGAGGCAAUGAAGCGAACAGGGAUGGAGGGAGGAAAGGCUGAAGAAGAAGUUGAGCGUGAAAGAGUGGAGGAGGAGAGCAAGGAGGAGAAAGAGGAGAAAGACGAGGAAAAAGAGGAGAAAGAGGAGAAAGAGGGGAACAGUAAUCGCGUUAGGGAAGUGGAAUUGGAGGAGGAAGGAGGAGAGAGUCCCGAGGGUACACAUAUGGAAGGGGAGCGAGAGGAGGGGGAGGCGGAGGAGAGUGAGGUGGGGAAGAGACAAGGAUUGGAAAAUGGAGAAGAGAGCAAAGAGAGUGAGAAGAGUGAGGAGGGAAGUCAUAGAGACGAGCAAGAUUUGGGGGAAGAUAGGGAGAUUAGAGGCGAGGAAGAGAGGGAGGAGGAGGAGGGAAGGGAGAGGAAGGAGGGCGUAGAGGCGAAGGAGGGGAAAAGAGAAGAGAGGAUACAAGGAGUGGUGGAGAUGGCUGUGGUGGCUGCUGCUGUUGCUGCAUCAGAUGUAGCUGAUUCAGACGCACCUGCAUCAGACAUACCUGUUUCAGACAUACCUGCCUCAGACGUACCUGCCUCAGAUGUACCUGCCUCAGACAUACCUGCCUCAGAUGUACCUUCCUCGAGCUCCACAGCAGCAGAUGCCCCAUCCAUUCGCCGAAUCGGGUCGGCAGUGGCGGCAGCGGUGGCAGCAGGAGACGUUGUGAUUAGUGAGAGUGCAGCUGGUGCUGCUGUGCUGUUGCGUGCAGACCAGCCUCUCUUUGAACGGACUGAGGAGCUGUCGGGGAGGCGAGGGGCAGCAGAUGGAGCAGCAGAAGCAGAAGCAGAAGCAGAAGGAGAGGCAGAAGCAGAAGCAGAAGGAGAGGCAGAAGCAGCUACAGCAACAGCAAUAGCAGAGGAAGAGGGGAGUGUGGGGCAUGGGAGUGUGGAGGAGAGGAGUGUUGGUGAAGGGAAGAAAGGAAAGGGUAAGGUAAAAGGAGGCGAGAAAAAGGCGUUGCUCAAGUCACCUUCCAGGAAGAUUCAUCGGCAGGAGUCCCGGGAUGGGGAGACGAGCGGGGAUGACGUGAUGAAGAGCGGACGGGUGAGGAGAAGCAAGAGUAAGUUGAAGAAGGGAGAAGGGGAAGCAAGUGAGAAGAGGCAGGAGGCAGGAGGAGACAUUGAGGCAGGAAGUAAGGUCAGAAAGAGUACGAAAAAGGGGAAUAAGAUCCGCAGCAAAGAGGAACACAAGGGGCAGCAGCAGCAAGGGGGGGAGCAAGAGGAAGAGAAGGAGAAAAAGAAGGAACAGGAGCAGCAGGAGCAGCCGCCGCAGGAGCUACUAGCAAACGUGACAAUCCGCCAUAUGCUGCCAACAGGGGAGCUCGCUACCACACCUCAGCGCCUCUCCAUUCCUGCUGCGCCCCUCUCCCCCACCACUCUCACCAGCCCCACCAGCGGCAACAGCACUCCUCGCAGCAACGCCUCCUCUCCCGCCUCCCCUGCUGGCUCCUUCAGCUUCGCCCUGCUCUCCCCUGCCACUCCUAAGCAGCCCUGUAAACGGGACAGUGCUGCUGAUGCUGCUUCUGGUGCUGCGAGUGCUGAUGGUGGUGGUAUUCUGGGUGGUCUUGGUGCGAGUGGGGCGGACGGUGCUGCUGCUGCAGGGAAGAAGGUGAAGAAGGGGAAGAAGAAAGCGGUUCGCCUGCCUGCGAUUGGUGAGAUGGAGGGCAGUGAGAGCGAGGUGAAGGAGGGGAGUGGGGAGGUCCUUUCGGAGCCACCCCGAUCCCCGCCUACAGCCCAUUCUAGCCCUUCUCGGGUGCCCCGUUCCCCGAACAUGGCCCAUUCUAGCACAACUCAAAGCCCGCCUGGUAGAAGAAUGAUCCCCCAGAGCAUGAGCGCGUCACAUGCCCCCGCGGCCGCCGCUGCUGCUGACUUCUACCUUCCUGCAGAGCAGAGUCCUUCUCGGGUGCCCCGAUCCCCGAACAUGGCUCAUUCUAGCACAACUCAAAGCCCGCCUGGAAGAAGAAUGAUCCCCCAGAGCAUGAGCGCGUCGCAAGCCGUGUCCUGGCUCCCCCCUAUGGCUCGUUCUCCCACCAGCUCUCCCAACAGAAGGGAGUCAGUUGAAGGUACAGCGUCUAGGCGGGUUUCUAUGGACGAUCCCAGUGGCAGGAGGGAUGCUGUGUCGCCACACAGACGGGUUUCCGUGGAUGAUUCUAGUGGUGCUCUGAGUGGUGUGAGUGGGUCUGGACGAAGAAUGAUUCCCCAGAGCAUGAGCGCUUCACAUGCCUCUGCUGCUGCUGCUGCCGCCGCUGCUGUUGCUGCUGUUGGUGCGGUUGAGAGUGGCAGGAGCAGCAGCAGAGGGGUGUCGCCGGUUAAGAGCGGCAGCAGUAGUAGAAGCAGGAGCGUUUCACCUGUUGAUUUCAAGCGGCUGCGGUGGAAAGGGAUUGGGAGGAGUGCAAGGAAGGAGGACGGGGAGGAGGGAAGGCGUGCGGGUGGAGGGGAGGGUGGGGAAUGGAGGGAGGAGGAGGAGGAGGUGGAGAAGGAGGAAGAAGAGGAAGGGGGUGCGGCAUCUGGCAAGAAAAAGGGUGGGUUGGGCAAGAUUCUGAAGGGCCUGGAUUCAUCAAUGGGGAAAUUGAUCAAAGCAGCCGGUGGGAAGAAGAGCAGAGAGCACGAGUCCGCUGCUGCUGCUGCUGCUGCUGCUGCUGAGACUGCUGGAGGGGUGGCAGCAGACGGGGUUGCAGGAAAGGUUAAGCGAACGAUGAGCAAGAAGGGGAAAGAGGUGGGCAAGGGGAAGGAGGGAGGGAUGGAAGGUAGAGCUGAUGUGCUCGUGAAGAGUAGCAGUGUGGAUGAGGAGCAGGGAGAGGAGCGGCGGAUGGGAAGGACAAUGAGUAAGGUGAAGAGAGGAGGGAAGGAAGAUGCCGGGGAGAAGAGUAGAGAUGAAAAUGUUGGUGUAGUGGCUGGGAAAGGGGAAGAAAAGGAAAGGAAGGCAGGAAGGACGCUUAGUAAGGUGGAGAGAAAGGGGAAAGAAGGAAAGGAUGGGGGGGAAUCCGAGGGAGGGGAUUAUGAGAGGAAGGCGAGCAGAACACUGAGCAGAAAGAAACGAGAAGGAAAGGGGUUAGAGGAGGAAGGUGAGGGGAAGGCGAGCAGAGUGAAGGGAGAGAUGGAAUCAGAGGAGGAUGGGGAUAGGAAGAUGAAGAGGACGAUGAGUAGGAAGAAGAAAGGGGAAGACGGGGAGAAGAUGGAGAAAAGGGAGGAAGAGGAUUCAGAGAGAAGAAUGAGCAGGACAUUGAGUAGGAAAAAGAGAGGGGAGGGGGGGGAGAAGAUGGAGAAGGGGGAGGAGGUGGGGGGAGGGAGCAAGAUGAAAAAGUCUUCGAGCAAAUCAAGGAGGGAGCAAGCAGAGGAGGGUGGGGAUGCAGGGGCAGAGGAGGAAGCAAAGCGGCAUGGGGGAGGAGAUGAGAAGAAAGCGAGCCGGACGCUGAGUAGAGUGAAGAGAGAGGAGAAGGGGGCAGAGAAGGAUGGGGAGAGGAGAGCAAGCAGGACGCUAAGCAAGGUGAAGAGAGGCGAGAAGGAGAGUGAGGAGGUUGAGGAGAAGAGGGCGAGCAGAACGUUGAGUAAAGUGAAGAGAGGGGAGGAGGUUGAGGAGGCUGAGGAGAGGAAAGCAAGCAGAACUCUGAGCAAAGUGAAGAGAGGAGAGAAGGAAAGCGAGGAGGUUGAGGAGAGAAAGGCAAGCAGGACUCUAAGCAAAGUGAAGAGGGAAGGUGGGCAUGGGGAUGGGGACGGAGGUGGAGGAGAGAAGAAGGCCAGUCGAACCCUAAGCAGGGUGAAGAGAGAAGGAAACGAAGCUGCUGGUGCUGCUGCUGCUGCUGGGACUGCAGAGAGAAGCCCACACCGUGCCACUCGCAGCAGCAGCCACGGGCACGAGUCCUCUCACAGGCGAGCCACCUCGCAUGGGAGCAUCACUGGACAGGAGAGCUUUCACAGCCAUGAGAGUUUGAGAAGUUCAGGCAGCAAGGUGGGGAAGGAGAGUGAGAGAGGGGCGGCGGACGGGAGGAAGGCUGCUCGGACAUUGAGCAGUCGGAGGGCUGAGGGGGCGGAGAGAGCAGGGGAGGGUGAGGACGGGAGGGUUUCGAGACCGAGAACGGCUGACAGUGGUGGGAAUGCGGUGAGUGGUGGGGGAUGGGUGCAGCUGGGUUUGCCGAAACACGGAGUGGUAACGAUGGGUCUUCAGGAGCAGCUGUCGCCUUUUGAGGCCCCGUCGGCGCCGCCUCAGAAACCGCCCGUUUCUCCUGUUUCGGGCGGCAACUGGAAGGCAAUCUCGUCUUUUGCCACGUCGCCGCGCGCCAGCUCAUCGCAUGCCAUGUCAGGUGCCACGUCACCGCUGAUGUCACCGUCUGGCUCGUCGGCUCUUGCCACGCCUCCUCUGGGAUCCCCCACCCAUGCCAAGCCACCUUCGUUAAAGUCACCCACGUUGAAGUCACCGAGGAUGAAGAUACCGUUUAUGGAGUCUGGUAAGGCCAGUAAGCUGGGCAAGAGCAAAUCGGCAAAGGUCCACGAGCUCGCUCACGUGCCUGCCGCACCGCCAUCAUCGGCAGCAGCGUUGCACCGCUUCUCGGAGCGGCGAUACAUGGAUCCGCAGCAGGGCCUGUGCCUUGCGUCGCUCUUCGACAUCCGCGCCUUCAACGGUCUUGAUGCGUCACGUCUCUUCUGUGUGGUGGGCUUCUGUCGCUCUCCUGAGAUGCUCUCAGACGUCGUAGCAGACACGGUUCUCAUGGCUGGCGGGGAGGUGGUGGACUCGAAGCUGGAGAUGGGGCAGGGCCUGCACGAGCAUCUGCGACUCACAGUCGCCCUCCCCUAUCUAUUUGGCGUGCCGCCCGCCUUGGACGCACUCAACCGGGCGAUUCGAUUGGGCGGCGGGAUUGUGGAUAAGAGCUUCCACCAAUGGGAGAUGUGCCCCUAG
Closterium sp. Naga37s-1 is the source of this 14166-nucleotide messenger RNA. Lineage: Eukaryota; Viridiplantae; Streptophyta; Zygnematophyceae; Desmidiales; Closteriaceae. The record is from the annotation of a GenBank genome assembly.